Spinacia oleracea (spinach) is the source of this 2463-nucleotide messenger RNA. RefSeq lists its product as uncharacterized. The record is from RefSeq and is a predicted model, not a curated record. Bases 1 to 2463 code for a protein of 820 amino acids. The transcript is spliced from 5 exons. NCBI's taxonomy places the organism in Eukaryota, Viridiplantae, Streptophyta, Magnoliopsida, Caryophyllales, Amaranthaceae.
AUGAUAAAAGACUUGGGCCUUGGGUAUGAAAAAAUUGAUGCUUGUCCUAAUGAUUGUAUGUUGUAUUGGGGUGAAUUUUUAGAGAAAGACAAGUGUCAUGUUUGUGGUAAAUCGAGGUGGAAAACAACCAAGGGUAAGAAGGGUGACGAUGUAAGUGAUCAAGGUACGAAUACUUGUAAGAAAGGUGUGCCAGCUAAGGUAAUGCGAUAUUUUCCUCUUAUCCCAAGACUAAAAAGAAUCUACAUGUCAUCAGAAACAGCAGAAAAUAUGAGAUGGCAUGAUACAGAGCGAUUGGGUGAAGAUGAUAAGAAGAUUUUGAGGCAUCCUUCCGAUGCCUUAGCGUGGAAGGCAUUUGAUGAGCGUUAUACAGAUUUUGCAUUAGACCCUCGUAGUGUUCGAUUAGGUCUUGCGAGCGAUGGGUUUAAUCCUUACCGUUUAAUGAACACUACUUAUAGUACAUGGCCAGUGGUGUUGAUUCCUUAUAUUGUUCCACCAUGGCUAUGUAUGAAACCAUCUUCUUUCAUUUUGUCCACACUUAUUCCCGGAAAAGCAAGUCCUGGAAAUGAUAUUGACGUGUAUUUGCAACCAUUAGUUCAUGAGUUGAAAUUGCUGUGGGGAGGGGUUGAAGCUUUUGACGGAGUGAAAUUUAAUUUGCGCGCGGCUCUGCUUUGGACUAUUAAUGACUUUCCUGGCUAUGCAAUGCUCUCUGGUUUGAGUACAAAAGAUCACCCAUAUCGACGUCAGGGUGUAAAGUUUUGUGAGAAGUUUGGAACUAAUGAGUUGGGUGAAGCCCCAUCUCGUCCUAGCGGCACUGAUAUAUUGAGGCAACAAGAAAAGGUCGAGUAUGUUCAUGGAAAGUCAAAGGCACCACCGAAAAAGAGACAAAGAGGACAUACUGAUAACAAUGAUGUCCAAGAUGAAAUUGUCUUUGGUACCAAGAGAAGCAUAUUCUUUGAUUUGGUGUAUUGGGAGCAUAAUCUUCUAAGGCAUAAUUUAGACGUUAUGCACAUUGAGAAAAAUGUGUCUGAGAAUCUUUUGGGAACACUUCUUAGUAUGGAUAAGAGUAGAGAUAAUAGGGAUGAUCGAGAAGCCCUUGAAGCAUGGAGAAUAAAGACUCACCUUUGGCUUAGUGCUGAUCACAAUGGAAAUGAAUACAUGCCUCCAGCUUCCUAUUCUAUGUCUAGGGAGGAAAAAGAGAGAUUCUUAAAUGUUUUGCAGAAACUUAAAGUUCCGGAUGGAUAUGGAUCCAACCUUUCUAGUUGUGUGAAUAUGAAGCAAAGGAAGUUGAUUAACCUCAAGAGUCAUGACAACCAUGUGCUAAUGCAAGAUAUCCUCCCCGUCGCCUUAAGAACUUCUAAUGCUACAAAGGUGAUUGACUUGUUGGCUAGAUUGUCUUCGUUUUUCAAGAAGUUGUGCUCCACCAGUAUUGAUCCAGAUGAUUUAGAUGGUCUUCAAGAUGGAAUUGUUUUAACUCUUUGUCAGUUGGAAAUGGAGUUUUUGCCUUCAUUUUUCACAAUCAUGGUCCAUUUGUUGAUUCACUUAGUGGAGGAGGUUAAACUUGGUGGACCAGUGCAAUACAGAUGGAUGUAUCCCAUUGAAAGGUAUUUGUCCAAUUUGAAGUCACAUGUAACCAAUAAAGCCCAACCUGAAGGAUCUAUUGCGGAAGGCUACCUUUUAGAGGAGACAAUUAGGUUUUGCUCGAGAUAUCUUCAAGGUGUUAAGACCAUAUUCAACAUGCCUAAAAGGAUGGAUGAUGACAUUUCAAAUUCUGAUGAUUACUUAUUUAAUUCCGGCGGUCGAGUCAUUGGAAAGGAGGUCAGCAUUCGCCUUGAUGGUCAAAGCUUAAAACAAGCCCAUCGCUACGUUUUACUUCACUCUGAUGAGAUCAAAGGGGAUCUAGAUGAAUUUUUAACCGAGAAGCGUCAAAUGAACUUAGAAACUUCCGUCGCGGAAGUACAUUCCAUAGAUGCAACCACCGAAGAUGGGAAACUAAGAAACGCUUUGGCGGGUGGUUUGCAUUCUUAUGGCAGAAAAUUAAAAGGAUACAUAAUCAAUGGAUACAAAUUCCUUUCCACUGAUCGCGAUUGUCGUCUUUUGACACAAAAUUCUGGAAUUAUGGUUGAAGCGGAUGGAGUGGCAUACUACGGAAAAGUGAUGGAUAUCUAUGAAUUAAAUUACUAUGGAGAUUAUAAAGUUGUAUUGUUUCGUUGUGAUUGGGUAGACAUUCGUAGGGGUGUAAGAACAUAUCCAAACGGCAGAGUAUGUGUCAAUUUCUCUAAAUUGAUGCAUACUGGACGAUUAUUGCAAGAUGAUCCAUUUGUAUUCUCAUCUCAAGCAAAACAAGUAUUUUACAUAGAAGAUGAGAUACAAAAAGGAUGGUUCCAUGUUGUUAAGAAUAAGCCUAGAGAUUUGUUUGAUUUAGGUGAUUCUUUACCAGUAGCGGAAGAGGGUGGGGCCGAUUGA